AUGCUUUUAAAGAAAUUUAUUGAUUUAACUGAUGGAGUUAUCUCUCGAUUCACAUGCAUUGCUGAAAACUCUAGACUAGAUAUAAAUAUAACAAUUGGAAUUAUUUGCAGAUUAACAAUUUUUACGCUUAUAAUAUUGUUUAAGGAUAUAAAAUAAUAUUCUAUUGGGGAGGUCAUUGCUUGGAUAAUAGCGGGGCUAGUCUAGCAUCUAUAUAUAUUGUUGAUUGAAAAGAAAUAUAUGUUGCUAGGGUUAUGCACGACAUUGGAUAGGGAAAUUUAAUAUAAAAUUAUGGAUUCUCUGCAACUUUUAAUAGGAAUAAUAUUUUUAAUAUUAAAUUUAAGGUCAUACAUAGAAAUAAUAGCCUUGGUUUUAUUUUCAAUCAACUUUGUGUUGGACUUAUUUUUUAUCAUUGUUAAAAUUAAAAUAAAUCAAGGCUAUGCAAACGACUAUGUAAAAGAAGGAGGUGCUUAUUAAUUUUGUAUAGGAUUUUUAUUUGGGGCAGUAGCAAUAAUAAUUGUUGUUUUUUACUUUGUUCAAUAUUUAGAUAAAAAUAACCCUACUGACACUUAUGGUACUAUUUGGAAUUUAUCAGUUAUUGGUUAAUCAAUAGUGAUAGUAGUUUCAUUCUCAGCAUUUUGUAGUAAUAAAUCAGAAUUUAAGUGGAGUAAUGAUUGGGCAAAAGGCACCUUAUAACUUUUUAAUGGAAUUUAAGUAGGAGUUUUCAGUAUCAUUUAUGGGCUACUUCUUGGAACCAUUAUAAUGAUAUGGUUUUGGUGGGAUUUUCAUAACAAACGUAAAUGCUGUUAUUAAGAUAAAGACAAGAGAAGGUAGGAAAGUGAAUAAGUAGCAACAGUAUGA
Paramecium octaurelia is the source of this 858-nucleotide messenger RNA. Lineage: Eukaryota; Ciliophora; Oligohymenophorea; Peniculida; Parameciidae. The record is from the annotation of a GenBank genome assembly.